Messenger RNA from Ambispora leptoticha, 488 nucleotides. Lineage: Eukaryota; Fungi; Glomeromycota; Glomeromycetes; Archaeosporales; Ambisporaceae. The record is from the annotation of a GenBank genome assembly.
GUGACCAAAUCUCAACAGAUAAGAAACAAUCCGAGAAAAAGAAACACUCGAGACAUAAUAAAAUCGCUGAUUUAAACAUCGAUAUCAUAAACCAGGAAUCUUUAAACAAUUUACCAUUUUCAAAAGUUACGGCUAAACUGUUGAUUCAUUUGGCGCCACCUUUCUUAAAAAAUGUAGAAGCUUUUGUCAUGGAAUAUUUUGAGGAAAUUUUGUUAAGUAUUCCAGAUGGUGCUGGUUAUUUGUUUGAUGAUGCGCCAUUUGCGAAUAUUUGGUCUCCUACUCACAUUGGCAUGUUACUAUAUAGAUAUUACAACGCAUCAAUACCAAUUCAAUACAUACCAACCGAUAAAUUUAGAUGGCGGCCAAAUAAAGAGUGGAUAAAACCGACUUUGGAUAUUGAAAGUGUAAGUUUAGGUAAUUGGAUUGAUCUUGAGAAUAACCAUGUAAUAGAAAAAGAUGAUGAGGUCGCAUUUGAAGUUGUGGAGUGA